Messenger RNA from Phragmites australis (common reed), 1811 nucleotides. Its product is annotated as probable WRKY transcription factor 14. Gene Ontology annotation, molecular function: transcription cis-regulatory region binding; DNA-binding transcription factor activity. NCBI's taxonomy places the organism in Eukaryota, Viridiplantae, Streptophyta, Magnoliopsida, Poales, Poaceae. Gene Ontology annotation, biological process: regulation of DNA-templated transcription. Bases 351 to 1469 code for a protein of 372 amino acids. Gene Ontology annotation, cellular component: nucleus. The record is from RefSeq and is a predicted model, not a curated record. The transcript is spliced from 3 exons.
AUGGAUGGAUGGCCACCGUCUCUUCUCCUUGACAUCGAGUCUCCGUGAACUGUGGUGCAAUGAGCUGCCCACAGUUGGUAUGAACAGUUCCUGGAGCUGUAGCCUGUGCCCAAAUAAAUACAGAUCGUUUGGCCUCACCUCAGCUUGUGACUGAAAAGACGCACGCACACACUCUUACUAGAAUCUAAAAACAUCCCAUCCAUUUAUCUCCCCCCGCUCUCCUUCUGCUCAUGCAUCUGAGAAGGAGAGAGAAGCUAGUAGUGUGUGCAUGAUUGACUGUAUGUACAUUGACUGCUCAAGCCAUCUAGCAGGUAGUGGAAAGUAGAUAGAGUGAGCACACCACUGUGGAUAUGGAGGAGGCCAACGCCGGCACUGCACAGGGCGACCUCGCCGACGUCGUCGCCCGUGCCAGUGCAAUGGCCGCACUGCCCUCAACGAGUCACCGGCCACCCCCUCCCUCUCCUGCAGCAGAUCACAUAUCGUCUGCUGCAAUGGCUGGCCACAUCAUGAUCCCCUACGAGGAGGACAGGCGGCUUGCUGCUGUGAGCAUCGAUUGUGGCGACGCGGUGAUGUUCCAGGCGCCAUCGACGGUCGAUCCAUACCUGUCGACUGCGAGUGCGACGGCGCCGCGCGGCGAGUACUGGCGGCUGCCGCCGGCGCCGCAGCAGUUGGCGGUCCAGAUCUCCCAGCACGCCUGCUACGGUGGCGACGUGGUGAUGGGUGGUGCCGCCGCUGAUAUUGACGGCGACGACGCCAUAAGGAUCUCGCCAGUGACGCCACCUGCUGCUGCUCAUCAAAUGAUGAAGAGAAAGAACGAGGCGAAGAAGGUGGUGUGUAUCCCGGCGCUACCGGCGACAAGCAGCCGGCCAGGAGGAGAGGUGAUUCCGUCUGAUCUUUGGGCGUGGAGGAAGUACGGCCAGAAACCCAUCAAGGGCUCGCCUUACCCAAGAGGUUACUACAGAUGUAGCAGCUCCAAGGGGUGUAUGGCGAGGAAGCAAGUGGAGCGCAACCGCAGUGACCCGAACAUGCUGGUGAUCACCUACACAGCAGAACACAACCACCCUUGGCCAAUGCAGCGCAAUGUACUUGCCGGAUACUCCCGCCCUCACACUCAAGUGACCACCAAUUGCAAGAAGAAGAACAGCUGCAGGGUCGAUCCGACAAGUUCCUCGUCAUCGUCAUCAAAGAACGUCAACUAUUAUUCCAAGCAGAAUGAGAUCGUGGAUGGCGACCUUGGCUGCCAACAGCCGACAACGAACGCGAUGGAAGGUAAUGCGUCUGGGUAUGGUGCCUACACCAUCAGUGCUCUUGGCAGGGAGGGUGUUGUGAUGCAUGAGCCGACCAGUUGCGAUGGCAUCCAAGCUGCAGAUGAGGUUUUCGCAGAGCUGGAGGAAUUGGAUCCUAGUAAUAUUCCUGUGAAUGCAAACAUCUACUCUAGAGGGGUAAGUUACGAGUGGCACAAGUUCUGAUCGAUCAAGCAGGCCGAAAGGUAUAAGCAAGGCUACAAUAUAUGGCACACAUCUGCUCGUAUGACUAUAGGUUACAAGCUAGUACGAUCAAGUUUUACUUGAUUAAUUGGUGUGACAAAAUAAUAUAUCGAUCAUGUGUUUAUGAUUAAUUCACAGCUAAUAUAUAUUUAGAAAAUAAGCAAAAAUAAAACAUAGGCCUCUGUAGUAUUGUUUUCUUCAUCAUUUUAUCCUAUAUAUAUAUAUGCAUGCGUGAAGUUUUUUACCACAUGUAUCUAUUCAGAUUCAAGUAUGCCGUACAUAUGUAUAUUCUGACUGCCUCUUUUUGGGAAGUAUGUGACCUGA